AUGUAUCCCAAGGACUAUGACAAGCCCCUCAUGACGGAGGACAUCACAAGAUGCCAGCCAACCUAUGACCACCUCAAGUAUUUGGAGAAGCCAGACAUGAGCGUUGGCUGCACAGAUCCUGUGCAUCCUGGCGGUAAGGCUAGAUCUUACUACGCGCCCAUGGAUCGCAGACCCCGGGAUCUGAGCCUCACCACGGCAGACAUCGAGCUGGCGAUUCCACGGGGUGGUCAACAUAAGGGCUUCCGCCUGGACAGCCCAGCUUUGGGGCUACGGGACAUUGAGUACUCAGCUCCCAACUAUGCCAAGGGCACAGAUGGAUCUUAUGGCAAGACCUGUGUCAAGCAGUCUUGUCCCGCUGAGAAGCUCAAGGCGUUGAACGCCCGGCCGCGUUGGGUGCCCAGUUCUGGCAACGAUUCUGAAAAGGAGAAGCUCUUGGGCAUCCAGCUUCCAAGCCUACAGGUGCGUGAGGUGGGACCUGUCUUAGGCUCCACCUCCAAACGCCUGCACUGGGACAAUGGAGAGCCGCAGCUGAGCCUCCUACGGGAGGACAUUGCUGGCACAGUGCCACAGCGCUGGGUUGGUGGGGUGCCAGCCAAUAUCUACGACCCUCCUGAGAUCAGGCCAAUGAUGUCAUUCCACGACCCUCAUGACAUUCCAGGAGCACAGGUGGGCAGCCUGAAGAAGGGCAUAGAGGGCAGCCGGCGCCGUGUGAACCCGCUGAAUCCCAAAUAUCCAAUGCUGGAUGGCAACGCACGGCCACAGCCAGUGCCAACCUUCGAGGCACAGAGGCAUCCCAUGCUGCGCAAUCCUUCGAGCACCUCCAGCAUGCACGGACCCUCGAGGAAUUGA
Molecule: messenger RNA, 849 nt
Organism: Durusdinium trenchii
Lineage: Eukaryota; Dinophyceae; Suessiales; Symbiodiniaceae
Source: the annotation of a GenBank genome assembly